AUGGAACAUUGUCAUAACUCAAAAUCAAUUGCAGAGGCAAAAGACAUGAGCGAGAGCGAGAGCACUUGGGCACCAACCCCGGCCACCACCCACCCAACGCAACCGUCGGUGACCUUCGUGCCCCCAAUGACUAGCCCUGAUGCCAGGGCACUAGCCCCAGCCGCAUCCCACCUGAUGCAUGCGCUUGUCACCAUCAAGGCCUCUGCAGCCAACUCCGAUGCACCAAGGGAUGAGUUGAUUAGGCUCUUACAGUCUGAUGCCAUAGUGGAGGACUCCCGCCACGAUCUAGACCGGGGAUCUAUUGAUGAUGAAGAUGGUGCCUUCAAAAAGCUCAAUCCAAAGGAAGGGAGUGCAACUAGUGCUCUAGGGAGUGUCACUUGCCCUAGGGUGGUGCUACCAAAGGGAAGCAUUCAAGUGGCCACCUUCAAGCAUGUAGAAGCAGUAAGGGAGGAGGCGCAUCUGGGCCAUGGCUCAGACACCGAAUCAGGCGAGGGCAUAGGAGAUGCCUUAACUUCGCCUGACACACAAGCAGGUAUCUAG
Molecule: messenger RNA, 540 nt
Organism: Miscanthus lutarioriparius
Lineage: Eukaryota; Viridiplantae; Streptophyta; Magnoliopsida; Poales; Poaceae
Source: the annotation of a GenBank genome assembly